UUGGGUUGGGGCUUGAGUUGGGUUGACAGGAGGGGGCUGAGUUGGGUUGGGGGGUUGAGUUGGGUUGACAGGAGAGGCUUGAGUCAGGUUGACAGGAGAGGAUUGGAUUGAGUUGGGUUGACAGGAGGGGGUUGUUGGGUUGACAGGGGUCUGGGUUGAAUUGGGUUUGGGGGUUUGCCCCACCGGAUGGGCACCAUCUCGGGGUGAAUCUGUUCCACCCAGAAGGAAGUUCCAAGCGACGGAGAGGCGACCACCCCCUACUCAGAAGGAGCAAGAGGCAACAGCAGGUUGCCAUGGCAAUGCUUGGAGGGAACGCAACAUCCUUUCCGAUGAGUAAUCACACAAGGGAGAGGGUUACCGUUGCCAAAUUAACACUGGAAAAUUUCUACAGUAACCUGAUCACACAGCAUGAAGAGAGAGAAAUGAGGCAAGUCCAGCUGGAAAAAGCAAUGGAGCAGGAAGGACUGGCUGACGAGGACAAACAAAUGCGGAGAACACAGCAUGCACAGAAGGAGACAGAAUUCCUCCGCCUCAAGAGGACCAGGCUGGGUCUGGAUGACUUUGAAUCUCUGAAGGUUAUUGGAAGAGGCGCCUUUGGAGAGGUCCGUCUUGUACAGAAGAAGGACACUGGGCACAUUUACGCCAUGAAGAUCCUUCGCAAGGCAGAUAUGUUGGAAAAGGAGCAGGUAGCUCACAUUCGGGCGGAGAGGGACAUCCUGGUGGAGGCAGAUGGAGCCUGGGUGGUCAAAAUGUUCUACAGCUUUCAGGACAAGAGGAACCUGUACUUAAUCAUGGAAUUUCUGCCCGGAGGUGACAUGAUGACGUUACUGAUGAAGAAGGAUACGCUGUCUGAAGAGGAGACCCAGUUUUACAUCGCAGAGACGGUGUUGGCUAUUGACUGCAUCCAUCAGCUGGGUUUCAUUCACAGAGACAUUAAACCCGACAACCUCCUGUUAGACAGCCGGGGACACGUGAAACUCUCAGACUUUGGUCUCUGCACAGGACUGAAGAAGGCUCACCGGACCGAGUUCUACCGGAACCUCACCCGCAGCCCACCCAGUAACUUCACCUUUCAGGACAUGAACUCAAAACGAAAAGCAGAGACUUGGAAGAGGAACAGACGGCAGCUGGCCUAUUCCACAGUUGGCACCCCUGAUUACAUCGCUCCAGAGGUAUUCAUGCAGAACGGAUAUAACAAGCUCUGCGAUUGGUGGUCCUUGGGGGUCAUCAUGUACGAAAUGCUGAUAGGCUACCCCCCCUUCUGCUCGGAGACCCCUCAAGAGACUUACCGCAAAGUGAUGAACUGGAAGGAAACUCUGACGUUCCCUCCGGAGGUUCCAAUCUCCGAGAGAUCGAGGGAUCUGAUUCUGAGAUUUUGUUGUGGAGAUGGUGACCGAAUCGGUGCUGGUGGUGUGGAGGAAAUUAAAAACCACCGGUUCUUCGAAGGAAUAGACUGGGAGCACACCAGAGAACGCCCAGCAGCAAUUCCAAUCGAAAUACGAAGCAUCGACGACACUUCCAACUUUGAUGAGUUUCCUGAUUCUGACAUCCUGCAGCCAGUGCCAAAUGAGGCUGAAUCUGAUUAUAAAUCUAAGGAUUGGGUCUUCAUCAACUACACGUACAAGAGGUUCGAAGGUCUGACUGCCCGCGGAACCAUCCCAUCUUACAUGAAGUCAGAGAAGCUUUGAAGAUGCUGUGAUGUGCCAGGGAUCUACAGUAACCCAUCGCUUGCCCUCCUGAAGAGUUCCUACUUCACGUUCAGAAUAUCCAAGUCGAUGAAAAUUCCCCUGGGUUAGGAGUUCCUGCCCCAUCAGAAUAAUUGUACUUGGGAUAGCCAAGGCUAAGCCACACUCCGUUCCUGGAUUCUCCCCCUCUGCGUGUCCUUGGGGUGAGACCGGCAGAUUUGCCACUUGCCUGUCUGUUUGGUCUUUCAAUGCUGGGGUCCCAUGGGUGAAAUGAUCCAAUUAUGCCACUGUGUAACUGAGCGAGACGGGAUUAUUUACAGAGAAUUGGGUCUGAAUUGAGAGGUAGAUGCCACAAGCCCAUUCCGGGACAUUAGAAGAUUAUAGGCUGCUCCCUGUGGCACCAGAGGUUGAUUUAGGGUCACACUCUCACCUAUGAGUCAGAAGCAUGUGUCCUUGAGCCCUACUCCACAGACGUGAGGACAAUACAGGCUGACCCUCCACUGCAGUACAGAGGGAAUGCUGCACUGUCAGAGUUACCAGGUGGGAUAUUAAACCAAGGUCAUUUUACUGUCUUGGUGGGAUUACUCAAAGACAAGCAAGGCAGUUCUCCCUAGUGUGCUGGGCUUGAGCAAGGUCACCAUUAAGCAGAGGAUCUGAUCAAUAACAACUUUUGUUUGUGGGAUCUUGCUAUGUAUAAAUUGUCACCUGCGUGUUUUUGUCUCCCCUAAAACUUACGACAGUAGCUAUACUACACAGAGGUCGGUUAGGUCCUCUGGAAUGUCCUAAGUUGGUGCUGUAGAAAUAAGUCUUGUGUAUUGUAUCCACCGGUCCCAUCCCCAGCACUGCCAAGUGCAAGUUCUUUUAGUACUCAAGUUGCCAACUGCUGUGUUUCUGUGAUCACAGUUGGGAGUUCAAGUCCCACUGUGGACAGCAGAUGAAGGAAUUCCUCAAUGCCAAUUCUGUUAACUACCAGAGCUAACUUAAACUUCAAUGAAACAGUCACUGUGGUGGUUGUGAGAGGGAUGGGGAACUGAUGAACGAGCUUGCCUGUUGGUUCCUUGGGGCUUUGGAUUUCAAUAGUUUCCAUUAUUGUGUAUGACAUGGGGCCACGUCAGUAUGUAGAAUGUACAAGGUGCUGCCGACUAUCCAUGCUCAAGUCUCAGUUGGCUAUUUACCACGCUGUAGUUUGGCAUUUCCACAGCUGGGCCAUUGUGUGGCAUUUCGUUUUAUAUUUUAAAAAAUACCAAAGAUUCUUUCUUGUUGAUGUCAGGUUCUGUUUGAGCAACUUUGUCUUAUGACCCUUUAGAAUAUUCUGUACUGAAAUGUUGUACAUGUUUUUUUUUAAGAAAAGCUAUAGUA
Pristis pectinata (smalltooth sawfish) is the source of this 3044-nucleotide messenger RNA. RefSeq names its product serine/threonine-protein kinase 38-like. NCBI's taxonomy places the organism in Eukaryota, Metazoa, Chordata, Chondrichthyes, Rhinopristiformes, Pristidae. The transcript is spliced from 14 exons. Gene Ontology annotation, biological process: peptidyl-serine phosphorylation; intracellular signal transduction. Gene Ontology annotation, molecular function: ATP binding; protein serine/threonine kinase activity. The record is from RefSeq and is a predicted model, not a curated record. Bases 294 to 1688 code for a protein of 464 amino acids.